Molecule: messenger RNA, 1245 nt
Organism: Histoplasma mississippiense
Lineage: Eukaryota; Fungi; Ascomycota; Eurotiomycetes; Onygenales; Ajellomycetaceae
Product: histone acetyltransferase GCN5
Exons: 2
Coding region: 1-1245 (414 amino acids)
Biological process (GO): positive regulation of transcription by RNA polymerase II; chromatin remodeling
Cellular component (GO): histone acetyltransferase complex
Molecular function (GO): protein binding; histone H3 acetyltransferase activity
Source: RefSeq, a predicted model, not a curated record
AUGGACAAAGCAGUGUCACAACCAGUUCCAGCCUCUAGCACCUCCAGCACGCAGAAUCUCGACGCGAAGCGCGCCGCUGUCCAAGAACCCAGUUUCGGCCCUGACGCCAAAAGAAUCAAACGCUCUCAUGAUGGGUUGAUAGAGCCGGAUGCGAAAACUCCCGCUCUGACUAUCGUCCCCUUUCCAGAGAAGCCGGCAGUUUUGGAAGAGCGGAAUGGAGAGAUCCAAUUCCGAGUGGUGAACAAUGAUGGCUCCAGAGAGAGUACCAUUAUCCUUACAGGCCUCAAGUGCCUGUUUCAAAAACAGCUUCCGAAAAUGCCCAAGGACUAUGUCGCGCGUCUCGUCUACGAUCGCGCUCAUCUGUCUAUGGCCAUCGUCAAAAUGCCGCUGGAGGUCAUCGGCGGGAUCACAUUCCGCGAAUUCCGAGACCGCAAGUUUGCCGAAAUCGUCUUUUGCGCGGUCUCGUCCCACCAGCAGGUGAAGGGAUACGGCGCACAUCUCAUGUUCCAUCUGAAGGACUAUGUCAGAGCUACUUCCCCCGUGAUGCAUUUUCUAACAUACGCCGAUAACUAUGCCACCGGCUAUUUCCAAAAGCAGGGAUUUACCAAAGAGAUCACCCUCGACAAGUCCAUCUGGAUGGGGUAUAUCAAGGACUACGAAGGGGGGACACUCAUGCAGUGCUCCAUGCUUCCCCGAAUACGGUAUCUGGAAGUUGGGCGCAUGCUUCUGAAGCAGAAGGAGGCUGUGCUGGCCAAAAUGCGCACCUUCAGCGAAAGCCACAUCGUCCAUCGGCCACCCCAACAAUGGGCCAGCGCAGUCGUCGCACCAAUAGAUCCACUCUCGAUCCCUGCGAUUCGGGCCACUGGCUGGUCUCCAGACAUGGACAAGCUAGCGCGGGAGCCCCGCCACGGGCGCCACUUCAACGAGCUGCGGCGUUUCCUGAACCAGAUCCAGAACCACAAACAGGCCUGGCCUUUCCUCAACCCGGUCAACAGAGACGAGGUCCCCGACUACUACAAUGUCAUUGUAUCGCCGAUGGACCUGUCGACCAUGGAGGAGAGGCUGGAGUGCGAUUCUUAUCCGUCGCCGAAGGACCUUGUCGCGGAUCUGAAGUUGAUCUUCAGCAAUUGCCGACAGUACAACGACGCGUCGACGGUGUACGCCAAGUGCGCGGUCAAGCUGGAGAAGUACAUGUGGAGUCUGAUCAAGAAAAUUCCGGAGUGGGCUGACUUACUUGAAGAUUGA